AAGAAGAGAAGUGCAGCUCUGAGGUAAAUUUCUACUUGCACGUACUUUAAUAGCAUUGCAUGUCUAAAACCCUUAUUUCUUUUUUUUUUUAACUUCUUCCCUUGCUCGAUUUCAUCACAAAUAAUUUUAACAAUAUAAUUCUAGAUUAAGUUGGACUAAGUUAAAUUAAAGCCAAUAUUACCUUACCAUAACCAAGUUGAACAAAAGCUCUCCCUUAAACCUUUCUCAACUUUGCUAUUUUCAACCAGAAAAUCAUCCACAACAAAGUUUGAGCGUGCAAAGAAGAAGAGAAGUGCAGCUCUGAGGUAAAUUUCUACUUGCACGUACUUUAAUCGCAUUGCAUGUCUAAAACCCUUCUUUUUUUUUUUUUGAACUUCUUCCCUUGCUCGAUUUCAUCACAAAUAAUUUUAACAAUAUAAUUCUAGAUUAAGUUGGACUAAGUUAAAUUAAAGCCAAAUUUACCUUACCAUAACCAAGUUGAACAACAGCUCUCCCUUAAACCUUUCUCAACUUUGCUGUAGAAACUCCCUUUCCUUUUCUUUUUUUUCCGUCUGGCACCAAAAAAUAAGAAGAGAAGUAAAAAUGCGUUCAACUAGUGAUUUGAACUAUUUAUACAUCUAGACAAAGAGCUAAUUCAAUAAGGAUUACGCCAAACAAUUAUAAGGGUUGCAAUAGAAACCCAAAAUGUUGGAUUGGUCCUAACCUCAAAAAAUUCAAGUUUAUUCAACAUAAAUCAUGCAGAAAAUCCUCCAACAGCAAAUUCCCAAACAACAAAUCAAUCACCCAAGAAAAGAAAAGAAAAGAAAAGAAAAGAAAAGAAAAAAAUCAACAGCAACCAGAUUUCGGAAUCAAUUAAAUUAAAAUUAAACGCACAUAACGAUCAGAGUAAAUGUAAAUCAUGCUUUGGUGAUUUUUCAUUGAUCCUCUCAUCAAAAUAGAAAUACAAUGAUUAGAAAUCCAUACUCAGGCCUUUCUCCCUUAGUUUAUCAUCACCGUUCCUUUUCUUUCCCUUCAUUCCUGGCCAUUAGAUGGUAAAACAUAAAGAAACGGACGGACGGACCUGAGGGUUGUCGACAAAAACAUGCCUUGCCCUUGAUUUGCACGGAUCCGCAAGAGGAGACCAAUUCCAUGGUUUGCAGAGGCGUCUCCACGUCGCUUGUGCCUGUUGUUUUUUGUCCGAUUAGAGGUAUCUGGGGCCGUGGAUAUGAGAGGGGCUGGGUUUUGAGGAACGGACGGGGGCUAGAGGCAGAACGGGGGAAGAAGAAGUGCAGAAUAUCCGGUUUUGAAGUGAAAAGGGGGGAGGGUUUUCAAAAUAUAAAAGGGGCUUGAGUCAGUUUUAGUGAAUGGGCCGAAAAUGGGCUAAUUAUGGACUUAGCUGAAAUGGGUAUGUAUUUGGAUUUAAUUUUGGGGUCUAAAUCACCAACUCCUUACAAUUUUGACAUUUGAUCCUUCAUCUUGAUUACUCCUGCAUUUAAGUCCAAUUUCAGUAUUUUCUUCUU
This is a messenger RNA of Rubroshorea leprosula, 1499 nucleotides long. Lineage: Eukaryota; Viridiplantae; Streptophyta; Magnoliopsida; Malvales; Dipterocarpaceae. The record is from the annotation of a GenBank genome assembly.